CUAGAAGUUCUUUUAACAUCUUUGUACUUUUCCAAUGGAAUCCCAGCUAUCUCUCCACAUUCAACAUCCUCUACAAUGUCUACAUUCGUAACUGUCUAAGACUCAAAAACUUCCAUGGAAAAACUAGUUCCAUUGCACCACCUCCACCCACCUCUUCAAAAUCCACUCACCCACAAGCCAAUCAAAACCCCAACCUCCAAGCUUUACUUGGAUUCUCAUUCUUCAGAUGAUUCCAAUGUAAUCACUUCUCUUACUUCAGUCAAAAUGAUGCACGCCCAGAUGAUAAAAUUGCCCCAAAAGUGGAAUCCUGAUGCUGCAGCCAAAAAUUUGAUCUCCAGUUACUUGGAAUUUGGUGAUUUUUGGUCUGCUGCCAUGGUUUUCUAUGUGGGCUUGCCAAGAAACUAUCUUAAAUGGAACUCUUUUGUGGAGGAAUUCAAGAGUUCUGCAGGGAGUUUACAUAUUGUUCUUGAGGUUUUCAAGGAGCUGCAUGGUAAAGGAGUGGUAUUUGAUAGUGAAGUUUAUAGUGUUGCUUUGAAAACUUGCACUAGGGUAAUGGAUAUAUGGCUUGGAAUGGAGAUCCAUGGAUGUUUGAUCAAAAGGGGUUUUGAUUUGGAUGUGUAUCUGAGGUGUGCUCUGAUGAAUUUCUAUGGGAGGUGUUGGGGUCUAGAGAAAGCAAACCAAGUGUUUCAUGAAAUGCCAAACCCAGAAGCUCUAUUGUGGAAUGAGGCAAUUAUACUGAAUUUACAGAGUGAGAAAUUGCAGAAGGGUGUAGAGCUGUUUCGAAAAAUGCAAUUUUCAUUUUUGAAAGCUGAGACUGCUACAAUUGUGAGAGUCCUCCAAGCUUGUGGAAAAAUGGGGGCUCUCAAUGCAGCGAAGCAGAUUCAUGGGUAUGUUUUUAGAUUUGGAUUAGACUCAGAUGUAUCCUUAUGCAAUCCUCUGAUUAGCAUGUACUCCAAAAAUGGCAAACUUGAACUAGCUAGAAGAGUUUUUGAUUCAAUGGAAAACAGGAACACAUCUUCAUGGAACUCAAUGAUUUCCAGUUAUGCUGCACUUGGUUUUUUGAAUGAUGCAUGGAGUCUUUUCUAUGAGUUAGAAUCCUCUGAUAUGAAACCAGACAUUGUAACUUGGAAUUGCCUUUUAUCAGGUCAUUUUCUUCAUGGUUAUAAGGAAGAAGUACUGAAUAUUUUACAGAGAAUGCAAGGUGAGGGCUUCAAGCCUAACUCAAGCUCCAUGACUAGUGUUCUUCAAGCUAUUAGUGAACUGGGUUUCUUGAAUAUGGGGAAGGAAACUCAUGGAUAUGUGUUGAGAAAUGGGUUUGACUGUGAUGUAUAUGUAGGAACUUCACUAGUAGACAUGUACGUGAAGAAUCAUAGCUUAACCAGUGCUCAAGCAGUUUUUGACAACAUGAAGAACAGAAACAUCUUUGCUUGGAACUCUUUGGUUUCAGGAUAUUCCUUCAAGGGCAUGUUUGAAGAUGCUCUAAGGCUAUUGAAUCAGAUGGAAAAGGAAGGAAUCAAACCCGAUUUGGUGACAUGGAAUGGUAUGAUUUCAGGGUAUGCAAUGUGGGGCUGUGGUAAGGAAGCGUUGGCUGUGCUCCAUCAAACCAAAAGUCUGGGAUUGACCCCUAAUGUGGUCUCAUGGACUGCUCUGAUAUCAGGAUCCUCACAGGCGGGAAACAAUAGAGAUUCCCUCAAGUUUUUUGCCCAAAUGCAGCAAGAAGGCGUCAUGCCUAAUUCAGCUAGCAUCACAUGCUUGCUUCGCGCUUGUGCCAGCCUGUCUUUGCUGCAGAAGGGCAAAGAGAUACACUGUCUCAGUAUAAGAAACGGUUUCAUUGAAGAUGUUUUUGUAGCAACAGCUCUCAUUGACAUGUACAGCAAGUCCAGCAGCUUAAAGAAUGCUCACAAGGUUUUCAGGAGGAUUCAGAACAAAACAUUAGCCUCCUGGAACUGUAUGAUCAUGGGGUUUGCCAUUUUCGGGCUUGGGAAAGAGGCUAUAUCUGUUUUUAAUGAAAUGCAGAAAGCGGGUGUCGGCCCUGAUGCCAUAACCUUCACUGCUCUCCUCUCUGCUUGCAAAAAUUCAGGUUUGAUUGGGGAAGGAUGGAAAUACUUUGACAGUAUGAUAACAGAUUAUAGCAUAGUCCCUAGGCUUGAGCAUUACUGCUGCAUGGUUGAUCUUCUGGGUAGAGCUGGCUAUCUUGAUGAAGCUUGGGAUUUAAUUCAUACCAUGCCACUAAAACCAGAUGCUACCAUCUGGGGUGCUCUUCUUGGAUCCUGUCGAAUCCAUAAAAACCUCGAGUUUGCAGAGACUGCAGCAAAGAAUCUCUUCAAGUUGGAACCUAAUAACUCUGCUAAUUACAUCUUAAUGAUGAACUUAUACUCAAUUUUCAACAGAUGGGAAGACAUGGAUCGUCUUAGAGAAUUGAUGGGCGCUGCAGGGGUGAGGAACCGGCAGGUGUGGAGCUGGAUACAAAUUAACCAGAGGGUUCAUGUGUUCUCUUCUGAUGGGAAACCCCAUCCAGAUGCAGGGAAAAUAUAUUUUGAGCUGUACCAGUUAGUUUCAGAAAUGAAGAAACUGGGAUAUGUGCCUGAUGUCAACUGUGUAUAUCAAAACAUGGAUGAGGUAGAGAAGCAGAAGAUUCUGUUAAGCCACACUGAGAAACUGGCCAUCACCUAUGGACUGAUCAAGAUGAAAGCAGGUGAACCCAUAAGGAUAAUCAAGAACACAAGAAUAUGUUCCGACUGUCACUCGGCUGCAAAAUACAUAUCACUGGUAAAAGCCCGGGAGCUUUUCCUCCGGGAUGGUGUUCGGUUUCACCAUUUCAGGGAAGGGAAGUGUUCCUGUAAUGAUUUCUGGUGAUAGGCAAGUGUUGGAAGAGAAUGUGUUGAAAGAAUUCAACCUGAAGAGGAUCAAUGUACAGUUCCAUUACUGAUAGUUGAGGUUGUUCUAACCUGAAAAUACUUGUAAAAUUAUACAAAAGAAAAGGAAUGAAGCUUAUUCAAUGUGUCCUUUAUCUUAUAAA
Messenger RNA from Vitis riparia (riverbank grape), 3019 nucleotides. RefSeq names its product pentatricopeptide repeat-containing protein At4g01030, mitochondrial. Bases 115 to 2856 code for a protein of 913 amino acids. The record is from RefSeq and is a predicted model, not a curated record. NCBI's taxonomy places the organism in Eukaryota, Viridiplantae, Streptophyta, Magnoliopsida, Vitales, Vitaceae. Gene Ontology annotation, molecular function: RNA binding; zinc ion binding; protein binding. The transcript has a single exon. Gene Ontology annotation, biological process: RNA modification.